Molecule: messenger RNA, 1665 nt
Organism: Cotesia congregata
Lineage: Eukaryota; Metazoa; Arthropoda; Insecta; Hymenoptera; Braconidae
Source: the annotation of a GenBank genome assembly
AUGAGUAAAAAUAUAAAGGCCGAUGUCACGUGCAGUGGAUGUAAAAAAAAAUAUAAAACUUCCAAGAAGAAAGGGAAUUUUUUUGUUACUGUCGAUUUAAAAACUCAACUGGAUAAUUUUCUGUCUUCUGAAUCCAUGCGAGAAGAAAUUCACAAUCGUAAUAAUAGCCACAGAGAUGAUUGUAUAAGUGAUGUAUGUGACAGUGAUCGGUACAUGAAUGAUAAAUAUAUUCAAUCUAAGAGUGACGAGGAAAAUGUUGUGUUAACGUUAAAUGUAAAUCUCGAUGGAGCACCUUUGUUCAAAAGCGGUAAAAAUAGUUUUUGGCCAAUCCAAUGUGUAAUUAACGAGAUAUCUCAAAAAAUUAAACAUAAAUUCAUGCUCUUGGCUGGACUGUCGUACACUGCUACUGAACCCAAACCACAGUUCAUGAAUUUAUACUUAGAUACAUUCAUAAGCCAAGUUAAAGAGUUAACAAAAACAGGUUUGCAAGUAUUAGCUGAAAAUGGUCGCAUUAUUACGUAUUACGUCAAAAUCUUUUCUUUUCCCGUGGAUUCUGUAGCACGGCCCGUCUUGCAAAAUCGAUUACAAUUCAAUGGAUUCUUUGGUUGCAGUUGGUGUUAUCAACGUGGGAAAACCAGCUCAAAGAGUUUGAAGUAUUCAUUGUCUUCUGAGAAUCCUCCACUACGAGAUCAUGAGAUGUACUUGACAGACGUAGAACAAUUAAAAAAAGAUCUCGAAACUCUUCCAAAAACUAAAAAAAAUGAAAAAUACACAGUUUUUGAAGUAAAAGGAUCUAGUGUUUUGUCAAAUCUACCGGAUUUCGAUUGUAUAUGGGGUUACCCUCACGAUUAUAUGCAUGGGGUAUUAUUAGGAGUUGAGCGUCAACUUUGGAAUAAAUGGAGCAAAGACUAUCUUUCAGUAGAUCAAAGAAAAUUAGUUAAUGCCCGGCUAACAACCAUACAACCGACAAAUGAGAUUCAUAGAACUCCACGAGUUCUGUUAAAAAAACAAUCCUGGAAAGCGACAGAAUGGCGGUCUUGGCUUUUAUUUUAUAGUGUUCCAGUUUUGAGCGGAAUAUUGCGGCAAGACCUUUUAGAUUCCUAUAAAUUAUUGGUGAAAAGUCCAAAUGGUGUUAUGGGUCAAAUGGCUAACCGAACACUACGUUAUAAUAACUUCCAAAAAAUGUUGUUCGAAGAAUCAGAGGAAUCCUGUCGGGAAUUCUGUGAGCAAAUUUUAAACAAGAGACGGGAAAACGUGUAUAAAUCUGAAAAAUCUGAAGAUGGAGCGUUAAUGAUGGACUAUUUACGUGAUCAUGAAUUCAAAAUCUCAGGACGAUAUUACAAUCGCUGUUUAUUUAAAAAAACAAUGUAUCACUGUGUUCUUUACACACAAGCCCAAAAAACAAACAAUUCGUUCAUUAGAUUAGAGGACGGUCGGAUGGCGAAAAUCGUUCAAUUCUUAUUACAAAAUAAAAAAGCUUUCAUGGAAGUUCAAAUAUUAUCUGUAGCGGUUGUGGAAAAUUUUGAGCAUCUAUGGAUGAUUCAGAAUUAUAAAAGUGAUGUGAUACGAUUACCAAUAACGAAAAUUCAGAAUAAGAUGAUUUAUAUAGCUAUAAAAGCAUUAUCAUGCUCAGAAGAAAAUAAAGAUUAUUUGAGUGUUCAAUAG